Messenger RNA from Callithrix jacchus (white-tufted-ear marmoset), 1831 nucleotides. RefSeq names its product interleukin 6 receptor (gene IL6R). The record is from RefSeq and is a predicted model, not a curated record. Lineage: Eukaryota; Metazoa; Chordata; Mammalia; Primates; Cebidae. Gene Ontology annotation, molecular function: cytokine receptor activity; protein binding. Gene Ontology annotation, cellular component: membrane; external side of plasma membrane. Gene Ontology annotation, biological process: cytokine-mediated signaling pathway; immunoglobulin mediated immune response.
UGCCCACUGGUGGCGGAUACGCCCUUUCCUCAUUAACAGAACCGACAGGAGGGGCCCUGGUGGGGCUGGCAGCCCCCUUCCCUCACUACUCAGGUGCCGCGCAGUGGCAGGAAGCCAUCCCCUCUGUCGGCCGGUGCGCGGGGCUGUUGCGCCAUCCGCUCCAGCUUUCGUAACCGCACCCUGGGACGGCCUUUAGAAGCUCCAUCGCGAGUUCCUCAAAUGUUUUCCUGCGUUGCCUAGACCGUCCGCUGCUCUGAGUCAUGUGCGAGUGGGAAGUCGCACUGACACCGAGUCCGGCCAGAGGGAGCGGAGCCGAGCGCGGCGCGGGGCCGAGGGACUCGCAGUGUGUGCAGAGCGCGGGGCUCCCGGGGUGCCUGAGCCCGCCUGCGCGCCCGCCGCCCCGCCCCUGCCACCCGGUGCCCACCAGCCCGCCCGCCUCUGCGGGACCAUGGAGCGGUAACCGAGGAGGAAGCAUGCUGGCCGUCGGCUGCGCGCUGUUGGCUGCCCUGCUGGCCGCGCCGGGGGCGGCGCUGGCUCCGGGGGGCUGUCCUGCGCUGGAGGUGGCGAGAGGCGUGCUGACCAGCCUGCCGGGAGACAAUGUGACCCUGACCUGCCCCUGGGGAGAGCUGGAAGACAAUGCCACUGUUGACUGGGUGCUCGAGAAGCCAGCUGAAGGUGCCCACCCCGGCAGAUGGGCUGGCAUGGGAAGGAGGCUGCUGCUGAGGUCGGUGCAGCUCCACGACUCGGGAAACUAUUCCUGCUUCCAGGCUGGCCACCCAGCUGGGACUGUGCACUUGCUGGUGGAUGUUCCUCCCGAGGAGCCCCAGCUCUCCUGCUUCCGGAAGAGCCCCCUCAGCAAUGUUGUUUGUGAGUGGGGUCCUCAGAGCACCCCAUCCCCGACCACCAAGGCUGUGCUGUUGGUGAGGAAGUUUGAUAACAGUCCAGCCAAAGACUUCCAGGAGCCGUGCCAGUAUUCCCAGGAGUCCCGCAAGUUCUCCUGCCAGUUGGCCGUCCCAGAGGGAGACAGCUCUUUCUACAUAGUGUCCCUGUGCGUCGCCAGUAGUGUCGGGAGCAAGUUCAGCAAAGCGCAAACCUUUCAGGGUUGUGGAAUCUUGCAGCCCGAUCCUCCUGCCAACAUCACAGUCACUGCUGUGGCCAGAAACCCCCGCUGGCUCAGUGUCACCUGGCAAGACCCCCCCUCCUGGAACUCAACUUUCUACAGACUGCAGUUUCAGCUCCGCUAUCGGGCUGAACGAUCAAAGACAUUCACAACAUGGAUGGUCAGGGACCUCCAGCAUCACUGUGUCAUCUACGACGCCUGGAGCGGCCUGAGGCACGUGGUGCAGCUUCGCGCCCAGGAGGAGUUCGGACAAGGCAAAUGGAGCGAGUGGAGCCCAGAGGUCAUGGGCACACCUUGGACAGAAUCCAGGAGCCCUCCAGCUGAGAAGGAGGUGUCCACCCCCACGCAGGCACCAAAUGCUAAUAAAGACGACAAUAAUACUCUCCCCAGAGAUUCUGCAAAUGUGACAAGCCUCCCAGUGCAAGAUUCUUCUUCAGUACCGCUGCCCACAUUCCUGGUGGCUGGAGGGAGCCUGGCCUUUGGAACGCUCCUCUGCAUUGCUGUUGGCCUGAGCCCUUCCUGGAGUAACUGAUCUUCGAUGGAAUUGAGGGAGGCCACCUUGCUCCCACUUUGGGGCUCAAGAAGACGCGGAAGCGGCGGGCUGGGAAGGAAGAUAAGACCAGCACGCACCCGCCGUACUCUUUGGGGCAGCUGGUCCCGGAGAGGCCCCGAUCCACCCCAGUGCUUGUUCCUCUCAUCUCCCCGCCGGUG